Messenger RNA from Ceratina calcarata, 1798 nucleotides. RefSeq names its product UPF0547 protein C16orf87. The record is from RefSeq and is a predicted model, not a curated record. NCBI's taxonomy places the organism in Eukaryota, Metazoa, Arthropoda, Insecta, Hymenoptera, Apidae. The transcript has 4 exons. The coding region runs from base 677 to 1165 and encodes 162 amino acids.
AAUUUUAUUUUGUAAGUUGCCGUGGAUUAAGAAUUUUGAAAAAGAUUAUACAGUCAUGUAGUACUAUUAUAUGUGAGAAUUAUUUGAAUUUCCUACGCAUGUGCAAAAUCUUCCUAUACAGGCCGUCCUGUUCAAUUUGCGGCUUCAUUUCAUUCUCGCCCUGUACUAUAAGUUACAGAGUUUCCAGACCUGUUUAUAUAAGAGUUUAGUUUAUAUAUAAUUAAUUAGUUUAUAUAAGAUCAUGUAUCAGAUCGUGGAAUACACAUGGUUAAUGGUUAUAGUUAUAACCAAUAGCUAACUUGUGGGUAUCGUAAAUCGGAUUACACGUGCUUCGUACUAGAUUAUCUUUAACGAUGAAAUGAUACAAAUGAUUCGGAUACAGUGAAUUAAUGACGUCCAUUUUGUUUGAUUGACUUUCACUGCCACCUGUCAAUUGGUUUACGAGUCAGGUUUUAUUGUAUUCGUUUUGUGCAUUGCGGGCUGUCGUUUUAAUGUGAUGCCAGAAGAGACAAAAAUUGUUUAACACUACAGCGAGUGCUCUUAAAAUGCAUAUUCAUCGAUAUAAAAGUUAUUUUAGUGCCGUGACGUCAUUAAUCGACGAUAUGGUUUAACAACACGAUAUUCUAGUUGCAUGUAUUAAUUACAAAUAACCUUUAUUACAUAUUUUUCCUGUAAUAUGGCAAAGACUAAAACAAUCAGCAAAGGCUGCCCGAAAUGUGAACAGCAGGUACCCGUGGCUUGCAAAGCAUGUCCAUGCGGACAUUCAUUUUUUAAUGCAAGACGUAAUUCCAUAAAAAGUCCUCCUAGUCCUGACAAUGGGGUAAUGAAAACUAGAAGAACCAAUCGAAUCAAACGAGAGAAACCAAAUUAUUACGAUGCCUUGGAGUAUGACAAACAGUCGAAGAAAAGUGCUAAAGAGCUUGAAUCAUCACAGAUUAGAAAAGCAACAGAUGCUGCUAGCGAUAUAGACUGUAGGCAGUUAAACAAAAAGAAGAAACGAAAGGGGAAGGGUAAAGGAAAGAAUGGAAGCAGUAAUGGGAUAGGGGAUGACGACGAUGAGAUGGAAGGAAUCAAUGGUCUGUCGCCAGAGAAACAGUUGACAUGCUCUUUAAUACUGCAGGAAUUAAACAACAAAAUGAGAGUUGUCGCCUGGAAACCGACAUAAGUUUUCUAUAUUCUAACAUAUUUCUUAUAAGAAUCGCCAGCAUUAAGUUAGACUAUAUAAUCUUUCAAAAUGUUAUCUCUUCAUUGCGUUAUAUUGAGAAUAGCAUUAAACGAACUAAUAUACUGUAUAUAAUUUUUAUUAGAAAUAUGUAUAAUUAAAGUGUUUUUUAAACCGUAAGAAGUUUGCGUGAUCUGUGACGAGAAAUCUAUUUUGCAGUAGUCAAGGUUUCAAUUGGAUUAUCGUUUAGAAAAAUGAUGAUCAUAUACGUGAAAAGAAUAUAACUUUUAUUAAAGAUCGCUGUAUUCAAUUACAUCUGUUUUUCGUAUGAAAAAUAUGUAUUUCCUACUAAGAUCGUUUGUUUCAUCGCAGGACCUGCCGCAACUCUUCGUUUUCUACAAAUAAUCAUAAUAUAACAUGUAAAUAUAUUGUACAUAGCAUUUCGUAUUGUAACACAUAAGGCAAAUUACAACUGUGAACUAUUUCUGUUUUUUCUUUUUUACGGGUGCAGUUAUUUACGAUGUAUAUGUGUACGUAACAUUCUCUGUCUGAUAUUCAUUUUUAUAUCGAACGUAAAAUUGUAAAUGAUAUAAUGUAACGUGUUCGUUUACCAAUAAAACGAGAGUCAGAGAGUGA